Nematostella vectensis (starlet sea anemone) is the source of this 2064-nucleotide messenger RNA. Its product is annotated as ankyrin repeat, PH and SEC7 domain containing protein secG. Lineage: Eukaryota; Metazoa; Cnidaria; Anthozoa; Actiniaria; Edwardsiidae. Bases 948 to 1664 code for a protein of 238 amino acids. The record is from RefSeq and is a predicted model, not a curated record. Gene Ontology annotation, molecular function: protein binding. The transcript has a single exon.
UUUCUUUGUACUAAACCUAUUGCAAUUAGCGCCACUAUGCCGGGAAAGACGCCCAACGUUGUAUUGUUUUGCUGUUUGUACAAUGUUGGAUGAUACUGCGACUGCUCAGGCUUUACCAAAUAACUUACUUUUCUACAAGCCCGUAAAAUUAGUAAAAAGAAAUAGAGUAAGAAUUUGUUUGCCGGCUCAAACGAAUAAGGUCGAGAUGCCACUAUUUGGAUAUUUCCCUAAUUACAUCACUGAUCUUGUCGCAGUGAAUGAUUGUAAAUAGCAGGAAGUAGUGAUAUCUUCGUUCUUCUCGUCGUUGUAUAUAUUGGGUAUUAGGUUUUUCUAGGAUUAUCUAUCUGAUUUCUCUCAAGUAUUUUUGUUGCAAGAUGGUCUUUUGCACCUGCGCUGGGAGAAGUUCAGGUCUGUGUGUCGCACAGGAGAAGGCGUAACAACCUUUUAGGAAAAUAAUCUGUUCUUUAUGGAUUUUGUGGUAUGUCGCAAGUAUGUGAUUUGUCUCUAAAGACGUUUUCACGCGUGGUUAGUCAGUCAUUUGAAACAAUUCGUUUGAAAUAUGUAAAGCUAUUACGCGGUAAUUGAACUAGAAAUUUAUCACCGGAGUGGCUUGUGAACAGCUAUAAAAAACAAAAACAUUUUUUCUUCAUUAUACUAGCGCUGAAACUCUGUGCAUCUAGAUGAUUGCGAAAUCGAGAUCCAGCAGAGAGUGAAAGAAAAACAAAAAAUUCGCAUGGAGUGCAGUAAACAGUUGGAAAUUCCAUUAAACGAAAGAGAGAAUUAGUAUUGAGAAAACAACUGGAUUUCGGAUUUCCGUACACGCGGUUUAAAUCACACGAGGUUAGGCAAAGAUUUCGCGAUGCUCUCUGGCUAGCGGUUCACCGCAGUUGCUUCAAUUAACCCUGGAGCGAUUUAGAGAUUGGAAGAGCAAGUAAAUAUCCCCAAGGAUGUCGACGGCUACGCAGCAAACUACCAGUACGUACGCGGCGAAAUGUCGCUACCGAAAUAGUCAAAUUGGAAGAAUAAGCCUUUGCCAUACCAGCAACCAAACGGUUCAACCUGAAGGCUUUUUAUCAAGUCAAGAGGAUAAGAUCACAGGAAUGAAAUUGCCUUUGAUACAAGUCGAGGAAGGCGAAGAAGGAGAGUUAUUUGUGGCAAAGGAGCAAGAGAUUAUUUACGACUGUAGUCGUUUAAGUCCGGCUAAUACAUUGGACGCCGCAGUAGCGCAAAACAAUUCGGAACUUCUAAAAAGAAUUCUAACAUCUACAGCGACAGUCACUUUAGAUGGGUUGAAUGCGAGUGGUGGAUCACCCAUUCACGAGGCAGCCUUCCAGGGCAAGUUAUCCUGCCUUAAAGUCUUCUUAAAGUUCGGCGCGGAUCCUAAUAUGCGUGAUAAGGAAGGUUGGACGCCGCUGCAUGCCGCUAUUUGUGGCGGGGAUCCUGAUUCCGUAGCAGAGCUUUUACGGUUCGGAGCGAACGUUAACUUGGCUGCUAAUGACGGUGUUAAACCCAUAGAAAUGGCUAUUCAGUGCGGGGAUGAGAGAGUGAUUAAACUUCUUUCCAGUAAUAAACCACGGCUUGAUAAUAACUUCAAGGAAAAAGACGGAACUGCACCGCUUGCGGGCGAAGAAAACUUUUCGUCAAAUAUUCUUGACUACAUAUAAUUCAUCCAAAAAAAUGCGGGGGAUAAAGUUUAUAUUAUAGGCUCUUGAUUUAUUUAUGCUAUAUUCAUGGUUCAAAACAAUGAUUUUUAUUAUUUCUCUGGUGAUUCAUAAUUUAUCACGUAUUACUUGCAGACGUACAGCUGAUAGGUUUUGAAUUCACUCAUUAUGAAAUAAUUAAAAACGAAAGGAUUCGUGACAAAUGUCUAUUGGGAUCGCCCCAAGGAACUGCCAAGUGAAAGAUGGAAUAACAAACAAACAAACUACAUACAACACGUGACCCGACGGUCGGUAGUUUGAAUAUUUUCAAGAAAAGCAUUACCGUGACACUCAAUCGAUCGAGAUUGAAGUAUUUUUUAAAACAAAUUGCAUAUUAUUUUAUAAAUAAAGAUAAUGUUUUUCA